This is a messenger RNA of Psylliodes chrysocephalus, 1247 nucleotides long. Lineage: Eukaryota; Metazoa; Arthropoda; Insecta; Coleoptera; Chrysomelidae. The record is from the annotation of a GenBank genome assembly.
AUGAAACUCCUGGGUUAUUCAGCGCUUUGCGCACUUCUAUUGUUGGCAAGCGCUGAAGAAAAGAAAGAAAAGUCGGCCGCAGACACCAAAUCAGCAGAGUCGCAGACCAAAGAAAAACGUGGUUUGGAACUGGGAUACGGUGGCGGCGGUGAACACGACUUUGGUGGGGGAGGUGGAGGUUAUGAUGGUGGUCAUCAUCACGAAAAAACCGUAACGAUUGUCAAGAAUGUGCCAGCACCAUAUCCUGUGACUAAAGAAGUGCCAGUUCCUGUAGAAAAAAGGAUACCAUAUCCUGUUCAGGUUCACGUUCCCCAACCCUACCCAGUUGAGAAAAGCGUUCCAUACACAGUGAAAGUACCGGUUAAGGUAACCGUUCCGAUCCACAAGCCAGUUCCAGUUGAAAAAACCGUUCCAUACCCAGUAAAAGUACACGUAGACAAACCAUACCCAGUAAAAGUACUCGUACCACAACCUUACCCUGUAUACAAAAACGUACAUGUACCAUACAAAGUACCAGUCCCACAACCUUACCCGGUUGAAAAAGAAGUACCGUACCCAGUGAAAGUACCAGUUCACGUACCUAAACCUUACCCCGUAGAGAAGAUAGUACCAUACCCAGUUAAAGUACAUGUCGAUAGGCCAUACCCAGUACAUGUACCCAAACCAGUACCAUAUCAUGUAGAGAAAAAGAUACCAUAUCCUGUGUUCAAACCUGUACCGGUAGCUGUGAAAGUCCCUUACGAUAGACCUGUACCAUAUCCAGUUGAGAAACCUCAACCAUACCCGGUAAAGGUACCUGUACCAGCACCUUAUCCAGUAGAGAAGAAAAUACCUUACCCUGUAGAAAAACUAGUGCCUUACCCAGUUAAAAUCCCUAUUUUCAAUCCAGUACCUUACACGGUUGAAAAGAAGGUUCCUCAUAUCGUAGAGAAACCAGUACCUGUACCAGUUAAAGUACCAGUACAUGUUCCAGUUAAAGAACACCACCACGAAGAACACCAAGAAAUUGGAGGACAUGAUUUUGGAGGACAUGAUUUAGGAGGCGGUGAUUAUGGCGGUCAUGAUUUGGGAGGUGGACACGACUUAGGAGGAGGCGACUAUGGAGGACACGGUUAUCAUUAGUUUUUAGAUAGUUUUAUUAUUUUAUAAAAUUUGUACUGUUUCUGUCAGUAUUACUGUACGUUGCCUUGUGAUUUUUUUUUGUUAUUAAAUUUUGUAUUUUGUAUAAAAAAAUAUUUAUAGUUACA